CAGGCAGAUCUCUGUAAGUUCAAGGAAUUUUAUUUUUAAAUAAGGGUACUGGAGGGUCUUGAUGUUUGAGUGGCAGACACUUUACCGACUGAGCUGUUUCCCCAAGUUCCCUGCUUGUGUUCUUUUCGAGACAGGUUUUCCUAAGCUCUGGCCUCAGACUUCGUGAGCUGCAAUUACAGGUGCACAUCAGCCUGUCUAACUUAAACUACAGAGGUUUAAAGUAACAUGGACAAUGAUUGUUGGAUCCAUGUGAAAUAGUUUUAGUUUGUGUAUGUGCAUCUGCCUGUGUACAUGGAUACUGCAUGCCUGCAGGCAGCCUUGUUAGAAAAGGGCGUUAGGUUCCCAAGAGUUGCAUGUGAGUUGCCUAACGUGGGUGCUGGGAACCGAACCCAAGUUCUCAGCGGGAGCAGCGAGGCUUUUAACUGGUGAACCAUCUCUUCAGCCCCUUGAAGUCGUUUAUUUAUAAAGAAGUAUAAUAAAAUUGUUCAGUUUAGUUAGUUUAUGCUAUUGCAGACUUAUUGUCAUCUAGAAAGUAAAUCAGGUUUUGUAGUCUGUAAAACAUCAAAUGCAGUGUUUUGGGGUUUCCAUAGGUUUUUGGUUUGGUUUGGUUUCGGUUUUUCAAGACCAGACUGGCCUCGGACUCACAGAUCCAUCUGCCUCCCAACUUCUGGGGUUCUCACAGAUCCAUCUGCCUCUGCCUCCCAAAUUCUGGGAUUAAAGGUGCCUGUUAGAAUCUCCUGGGACGUUUUUUCAAAAGAUAAAAAAAAAAAAAAGCCUGUAGGGAGGGAGAGAGUGUGUGUCUGUGUGUACGCACGUGUGCAUGCUGUGAGACGGCUCAGAAGGUAAAAUCUACAUGCGUGCUGCAGCAUGUGGGUUUGUACUCAGAUCUCUCUCACACACACGCACUUAAUAAAGGUUUUUAAAUUGAUGUGUAUGUAAGUCUGUAGCAUGUCCCAUGGAGGCCAGGAAAGGGCAUUAGAUCUCAUAGGACUGGAGUUUGGACAGUUAGCUGCCAUAAAAGUGAAUUAUUUUUAUUUUUAAAACUGAGUGGUUAGGAAACAAUUUUGGGAUCUGUUCUUUUACCACCUGUGGGAAAAGGGGGUCGGGCACAGGUCAUCCGAUCUGUAUACAAAAGCUCUCCACUAAGCAGCCUUGAGUAAAAUAAAAUGAAAGUCCAAGAGCUCAGCCCUGGCGAUGCUGUGGGUUAUUCUGUGCUGGGCCUUGAGCAUUCUUACAGCUCUGCAUAGCCUGUACUGGCUAGUCAGUGGUAGGUUCCUCUGUUCCAGGAGAAAAUUAUUUCUCUAAUCAUUCUUCCAUUCUUGCUAGGAAUUAUGGUUUAUGCAUCUGAUCCCACCAUUCAGGAGUUUGAGGCAAGAGAACGCAUAGUUCAAGGUCAGCCUGAGCUACAUAGUAAAUUCCAAGUCAGUCUAGGGUGUAUAGUAAGAUCUUGUUUCAUAUAAAACCAGGUGAGUUCAUUCAUUCCAUAGGUAAUCAAGUGUCACACAUCCACAGUCCUCUAAAAACGAUUACCGUUUUACAAUCAGCAAGUUCCAGUCGUUGUAGAAAGCCUUCUAUCACAUAGCACUAAAGAUUUUUUUUUUAACCUUUGUAUUUAUAGCCAUGAGUAAGUAGCUCAAAAAAGCUUGGCAGUCCUCUGCCAACUUCCCUAUCUUUUAAUGGUAAUUGAUUAUAAAGUCUUGAAGAUUCUUACAGUGUCAGAGAAGGAAGAGCUGAGUAGCCUAGGACAUUCUGCCGCUGCUGAUCUUAGCGCGCAGUCCAGCUAAAGAGUCUGAUACCAGAUUUGCUAACUAAUUAUAAACAAACUCGGAUAGACUCAUUUCAUCUUAGUUUGAACUAAUCCAGAACUAAUUUACUGUAAUCUAGAAAGUAAUAAGGGUUUUGUAGUCUUGUAACUCAGCACUAAGCUAUUGUUAUAAAUAUUAUUUUUGGGGUGAGGGCGUGAUGUUUGGAUGAAGAGGAUUGGGGUGACUGUGAUAAAAAUACCUUGUGUGCAUGUAUGAAAUUCUCAAAGAAUAAAAUAUUAAAAAUACUAACUUGCUAAUAAAAAUUUUUAAGUUCUUUGCAUCUCAAUAUAAAUAAUGAAGGGGAAAUCAUUUUUCUGCAGCCUAUUUUACAUCUUUUUUUUUUCCACCAAAAAAAAAAUUUUUUUUUAUAGGCCCAGACCAGCCAGCCUUGAACUCAUGCGUAGUGCUAGCUACCAUUGAAUUUGCAGCAAGCCCUUGGCUACAGGGGUAUAACACCAUGUCUUUCUACCAGAUUUUAAUUUUUUAUUACUUUGGUAUGUGGGUGCUUCACCCACAUGGUCUUGUUAUACAUGUGUGACUGAAAAUUGAACUGGCAGUAGGGUUAGCAGUGGACGCUUCUGUCUCUAUGGCUUUGGUGGCUGGCUAAAACUGGGGCUAACUAUUGCUUGAAGAGAAAAAGGGCAGAACACAGGACAUGCAGAGGGAACGUAAGGGGAUUGCCCAUGAAAUGGUAUGUUGGGAUAAUGUGUAUAUAUAUACUCCUGACUGUUAGAGCAGCCUCCAUACAGCACACCAAAGGCCGAAAACACGGAUUUCAGUUGAUGCCUACAAUGGAGGGAAUAGAACUUGGGAGUGUUAAAUUCGGGCAAGUGAACUAUAAAAAACAGAAACAUUACUCUUUGGUGGAAUUUUACUGAAUCUAGAGUCUCUUACGUUAAUUGUUAAUUUUAUGUGCGUGAGCACUUUGUAUAUGUAUGUGUGUACCACGUGCAUGCCUGGUAUCCAUGGAGCCCAGAAGAGAGCCAGUUGCCUGCAACUGGACUUAACAAAGAUUGUGGGUUGUCAGGUGGGUGCUGGGAACUGAACCCAAGUCUUUUACAGGAACAGUAGGGUCUUCAGCCACGAAGCCAUUUCUUUAGCCCCUAAUCAUAGAUUUUAGGAUAUAAAUGACAUGAAGAUUGACCCCACAGUGACAGAAGAGUUGUUAGAUUAAAUAUAUAAAAUAAGGUUGUAAGCAAAUAGGAAAUCUCAGCACAGAAAAUACUAAAAAAAAAAAAAAAAAAGGAACGGCACCAAGGCCCAGGAGGGCAUGGCUGCCAGGUUGGGGUUCAACAUUUUUUUGAGAAAGUUGGCAAAGGUGCCCGAUGAUAGUGGAGAGGUAACAUGCUUGGAGAAAGAGAGGCAGAACUUGAAACCAUUUUAGAGCUGAAAAUAAAAGAUCUGGAAUCUCCUGGAGUGGGUUUAGCCAGUUAGAAAAGACAGGCAUCGGUGAUGUUGAGAAUAGACUAAUGGAAACUAAAGUAGAAAUGAUUGUGUAUGAAAGUUCCUUACACAGUUUAAUCCUCUUAGUGUUUGAGGUGCCCUUUCCCUUUCUGUACGGUGCUCAGACAUCCAUCGUCAGUCAUCUCUGCAGCUGGAAAGAGAUCCAGUUAAUCUUGAGCGUGCCUUCUGGCUUGGCUGGAAGAGGGCUCACCUCCACCAGAGUUCUUGGAGCUGCUCUUCGUCAGUGCCCCGCCCUGACUGUGCCCCUCCUCGCCUCUAUUUUGAAAGGUCCCUUUAAUCGGAAGCUUUGCCUCAGCCACCUCCCUGCCCUUGUGGAAGCCCCCCUCCCAGGGUUCUUUCCUUUCCUCACCUCUGCCUCCCCUCAGCUCUCCUGUUUUCCUGCUUUACCUUGUGUCUUUCCUGUUUCCCAAGUUUUCGGUACUUUUUAAAAAAAAGGGGCUCAUGCAUGAAAGACAAGUCCUCCGCCACCACCUAGACCUCUUUAAAAAAAUAUUUUUUAUUUUGACCCAACUCUAAGUUUCCCAAAUAGGUCUUAAGCUUAUGCUGUAUCCUAGGGAAGCCUUGAAUUUGUGACCUAGGUACCCGGCAUCCAGGGUGCCUUUGCCUACAGCAUGCCUGUGUCACCAGCCCAACUCACUCCUAGCUUUUCAUUCUUCUCUUAACUUGGUUUCCCUGUUAGCUCUAUACAUACUUCAGUCAUGUCACUUCAGAGGCCUCCUUGGCUCUGCGCCUUCGAGAGCUGUCUCUACUCAUCACCAAACUUUUCUACUUCCUCUUCCUGGAGUAGACACUUUGAAGUCACUGUGUAAGAAACCUCCUCUGCUAAGCCAGUUGCUGUGGCUAGCUCUGGUGUUUUACCUUUAUACAACAUCAAGAGCAUGGCAGUUACUCUGAAAAUGUGUUCUGAAGAAAUGAAUGACAUCGUCUAGUAAUCCGUCCUGGAGUUCCGAGACUCACCUUUAACUUGCAGUCUGUGGUUGGCUGUAUCCGGUCUGCUGCCAGGCUGUGUCAGCGCGGUGUGUGGUAUAGCUCUUGUGUUCUCUCUUUAUCCCCACUGCCAUUACAUGGUUUCUAGUUGGCUCCUUGACUGACACAUCUAGUGAUGGUACUUACUGACCACUUACUAAGGGCUCUGCUCUCAGAUACACCCUCUUGUUCCCCACACACAGCCUCAUCAACAAAGUCUCACCGUAUAUUUGAGGCUGGCUCCUCCUGAGUACGGGAGUGUGCCACCACACCCGUCCUUAUAUGACACCUCCCAGGAAGAUGCUGCCAUCAUCCGUAUUCUAGCCACAAUGGACACUGCUAGCCAUAGCCUUGUUCUUCUGCAGCAGCUGAACAUGCAGCGAGAAUUUGGUUUUCUGUGUGAUUGCACAGUAGCUAUUGGAGAUGUUUACUUCAAAGCCCACAGAGCGGUGCUUGCUGCUUUUUCUAACUAUUUCAAGAUGAUAUUUAUUCACCAAACAAGUGAAUGCAUAAAAAUACAACCAACUGACAUCCAGCCCGAUAUAUUCAGCUACUUGUUGCAUAUUAUGUACACAGGAAAAGGGCCAAAACAGAUUGUGGAUCAUAGUCGUUUGGAGGAAGGGAUCCGGUUUCUUCACGCUGACUACCUUUCUCACAUUGCAACUGAAAUGAAUCAAGUGUUCUCACCAGAGACUGUGCAGACCUCCAAUCUUUAUGGUAUUCAGAUUUCAACAACUCAGAAAACAGCUGUCAAGCAAGGGCUGGAGAUCAAAGAAAAGCCUCCCAGUAGCAGUGGAAACAGAGCUGCUGUCCAAGGUGACCACCCCCAGUUGCAGCUCUCUCUUGCAAUUGGGCUAGACGAUGGCAGUGCAGAGCAGCAGCGGGCCCAUCCUGCUGCCCAGGCCUUGGAGGAGCACCAGAAGCCCCCAGUGUCCAUCAAACAGGAGAGAUGUGAUCCAGAGUCUAUGAGCUCCCAAGGCCACUCCUCCACCUCAUUGGAGGUGACUGGCCCCUCUUUUACAGAAAGCAGCCUCAAAGUCCAUUUCUGCCACUACUGUGGGGAGCGCUUUGAAUCCCGGAGUAACCUGAGGCAGCACCUCCAUACCCAUGUGUCUGGAUCUCUCCCGUUUGCUGUCCCUGCCUCCAUUUUGGAAAGUAAUGACCUUGGGGAAGUGCAUCCACUUAGUGACAGCAGCGAGGCUCUCGAGUGCAGGAGGCUGAGCUCCUUCACUGUCAAGGAGAAUGAGCCACAGCAGCCUCCGCCUGAGCACUCCAGCCGGGGGACCGUAGAGCCUUUGCAGAUCAGUCAGGUGUCCCUGAUCUCCAAAGACUCAGAGCCAGUAGAGUUAAACUGUAAUUUUUCUUUUUCAAGGAAAAGAAAGAUCAGUUGUACCAUCUGUGGUCAUAAAUUUCUUCGAAAGAGCCAGUUACUGGAACACAUGUACACACAUAAAGGUAAAGCUUACAGAUACAACCGAUGCCAAAGGUUUGGAAACUCAUUGGCCCAGAGGUUUCAGCAGUAUUAUGACAGCUUGCCCGAGGUCCCCUUAAAAGGUUCUCGCCUGUCCCAGGAACGCUUAGACUUGCCUUGUGCCUUAGAGUCAGAGCUCACCCAAGGAGGUGUGGACACCAUCCUUGUGGAGUAGCACCUUCUCCCCGAGAAGUCUCACUGUCAUGGGUCACAGGCCACUCUGAAGUCCCAAAGUACUCACCUCCUCAUGGUUUUUUUAACUUAAAAUAAUCUGUCCCUGGUUUUGAGGUUGUACAUACCAGUUCUUAAUAUAAGACAUGACUAUUAAAUGUAAUGUUCAAAUUAUCCUAUGAGCUUUGUUAUAAAUUAAAUCAUCACUUGAAAAUCAGAAGCUACUAUAGAAGCUUUAGAGUGAAUGACUACAACAUCUCUUGUUUUUCCAGGCUGCAGAAUCAGUAAAAUGAAUAUGAAGCAGAUGAGAUCUGUUUCAAAGAAUGUUUUAGGGACUGGAAAUGAAGCCCAUCUGUAGAGUGCUUGCCUAGCAUGUGUGAGGCCCUAGGUUCAGUCUCCAGCUCACACACACACACACACACACACACACACACACACACACGCUCACAUUUCUAAGCUGUCACUCUUGUCUUAAGUUUCAUAUGAAUUAUUUUCUUAUGAAAGUGAUUUUAAGUAUUUUCUGCCACAUUGGAAAUCAGUAGUUAUUUUAAUGUAGAUCUAUCUAUAUAUAUAUAAUCAUAUAUAAAAAGUUUCUUUUAAGACGUGGCUAUACCAAUUCACCACGAGUAGUUUUAACUGGCUACUUACUAGCAUUCUGAUCUUUACAUGACCUUUUAUUUACUUAACAUCAAGUAUACCUCAUUUCUAAUGAAAGUAUUUCAGCUAAAAGAAAGGACUAGAGAAGCCAGUGGUAAGGAAGCCUUGAAUAGAGAAACUAGUAUACACACAGAGCCCAGAGGCAGCGAGAGCUAACCCCUUGCCGUGUGGGUAGCCACAGCUACAGUGUUCUUAGAGACUGUAAGGGCAGUUUCAGAUUUUUAUAACAAGAGGUUUGCCCAAGUUUUAAGAGAAAAAUGAUACAAGUAUCUCUCUACCUUAACGUAGCAGACAUUCCAUGGCUGCCUGGGUCCAUGGUAUUUUUUGUUGUUGUUUGUGUUUUGUUUUGUUAUUUUGAGACAGGGUUUCUCUGUGUAACAUCCCUGGCUGCCCUGGACUCCUUUGUUGACCAGGCACUCACAGAGAUCCGAAUGCCUCUACUUCCCAAGCGCUGGGAUUAAAGGUGUGUGCCACCAGGCCUAGCAACGGUAGUUUUCCUAAGUCCCUAAUAGAGGUAACUAACUGUGCAGUGCCAUGGCUUUCACUUUCCUGUUAGUAAAACCAGUGAAGUGGGUGUGUUCAGUGUCUCGGAACUAUUUAAACCCCCUGCUGGAAGCUCUUCUUUUGUGACUAUAUUCACUUCACUUUUAUAGUGGUGACACUUAGAAACUUAGAGCCCCAGGAAAAUUGAAGUUGAUGGACUAAGUGAUGGAUUUUCUGUACCUAAAAAUAGCCCAGCAAGUUUUAUUGUUUCUGAAGGGUUUAAAUGUGAAGUUCUGUUCUCAAGGAUCAGAAGGCAAGAAAGACUAAAACAGCCUCCCCGUCUCCUUCCCCUAUCCUAUUAAAUAACGUCUAAGCCUCACAGACAUUUGAGAACAUUUGAGGUGGUCCUGACACACAUGAAUUUUGCAAUGUUCCCAGGUUGGCCUUAAACGCUUGGGCACAAGCAGUUUUCUGCUUCAGCUUCUCAAGUGGCCAGGACCAUGGGCAUGUGCCUCACAGAUACUUGAUACAUCUGUUUUGUUGUGAUUCUUCGAUUUUAGCCACAAGCAAAAAAAAAAAAAAAAAAAAAAAAAAACAAAACAAAUCAUCCCCAUCCCCUGAGAGAAUGCCUCUGAAGACAUUUCUUAAGAGGCUCAGCUACCUCUUUCUGUCAGAAGGGCAGAGGAAUCCAGCUAAUUCUGAAAUGAAAGGAAUUGUUGGGGGGUACUGUUAAACAGUGAUUUCAUGUGAAAAGUUUCAGAGAAAAUGGUCCCACCUGUAAUUCCAGAUUUUGUGAGUUUGAUCUUGGUGAGUUCAAGGCAGCUGCAUGGUGAAAUCCUGUCUCAAACAAAAACCACACACACACCACCACACACACACAGCACACACAACACACACCACCACACACCAAAACAAAGUAGCAGUUUCCUUUUUUUAGGUUUUUGAGACGUCCUUGCUCUUUGGUCCAGGCUGGUCUUGAACUCACUGUCCUCCAGUGGUUGUGUUUCCCCCUUCCCCCCUCACCCCUGCCUCCUGUGGGGUGUAGCAGCAGCCAGCCUUCAGACUGGUAACUUUUGAGGGCCAAAUGAAGAACCCUGGUGGUCAUUGUUUUAAGGUAAUUGAAUUUCAAAUUUAGAAAAUUUGCCUCUGGGAUCAAGACUGACGUGCUUUGAGAGCAAAUCUCACAAUGGUAGGAUCAAUUGAUUAAACAAAUGUGAGGGGUGUGUCAUAAUGACACAUUACACUUAAUUCAUCAAAGCAGUUACUCAAUUAUACUAUCUUCAAUGAUUUAAUCUUACAGAAACACAAAUAGGGAUUUCAUGUAUUUUAGGCUAUUUAGGAUAUAUUCCCUACUUUUAUUUUUUUUGAGAUACAGAGUAAUGUUUAGCCCAGGCUGGCCUCAAACUCAUUACGUAACUGAAGAUGGCCUUAAACUCCUGAUCUGCCUGUCUCUUAUCUCCAAGCACUGGCAUUCUAGGACCAUUCCUCUCCUGCCCGUUCCCAGCUCUCUCUAUCCUUCAACUUUUCUAUGUUUUUUUUUUUUUUUUUCUGUUUACCAAGUCAUUAGUCUUGCCCACAGGAAGCCCCUAUAUAGCUAAAGGGUGGGAGUAGAGAUGUGCUUGCAGAGUAGGUGACUACAGGAGCUCCAGGAGAAGUGCUAAAAGAGUGUGCCAACAGCUAGUGGCCGUGCUAGACACUGUUUAAAGUGGAGCUGUAUGUAGAGAGUCUCCAGGAGUUAAUAAGACCAUACCCGGAGUCAGGGAGAUGGCUCUCCAUGGGAAGUGAUUGCUGCUCGUGCUUUUGAACCUGAGGUGACAGCUGGGUGUGGGACCUGUAGCCCCAGUGCUGGUAGAGGAGCAGAGACAGGAAGAUAUCAGGGGUCAGGCGGGCCAGCCUUGCAGAAAGAGCAGGCUCCAGGGUCAGGGAGACUCGCUCUCAAAAAACCGAGGAACAGAAGUGACGGUGGAAGACAUCAUGUUAUCGUCUCUGAUCUCAACACAUGCCUGCAUGGGUGCAGACACCCAUGGACACGCAUACCCCAUCACAUAUAGAAUAAAUGAGUGGUUCACUUGGUUCCUGUCAUCCUUAAAAUUCCUUUAAUACUGUGAUCUUCACCUUAUUCCUAUUACUCAUAAAGUUCCUUUUAAUUCGGAGAACUAAAAAAAAAAAAACAAAACAGAAAGCUGGUUCUCGGCCAUCUGUAACCCAGCCGUCAGUAGACUGGGGCAGGAUGGUAAAUUCAAGACUAGCCUGGAGCUACAUGGGAAGACCCUGUCUCAAGAGAAAAACCCCAACAACAGUUUGUUUUAGAACUCAUUUUAUAGAGAAAGUUUCUCAUGUUAUGGAGAAAGUUCCCCAGAGCUGGUUUCUACAGAGGCAUGUAGUGAGUGGUGUGUGACUGCUGUUGCUUUGUUUUGAUUUUUAAAAUCUUUUAUGUUACACGUUAGGGUGUCACAGCUGCACGUGUUUCUGUGCAUAGCACACACAAAGUGCCUGUGGAGGCCAGAAAAGGGCGUCGGAACCUCUGGAACCCAUGUGGGUGCUAGACCUGAACCCAGGUCCUCUGCAUUAACAGCAAGUGCCCUUAAGCACGGAGUCGGCCCUCCAGCCCUUUGUGGUUUUUUGAGAUGAGAUCUUACUCUAGGGCCCAUGCUGGCCUGGAACUUAAAACAAUCCCACGUCCACCUCCUAAGUGCCUGGGGUGGCAGGCGAGCACUAUCAUACCCGCAGUCUGGGGAGUUUUGGUUUUGUUUUUUAAGACAUGAUUCUUCAUUGGGGGGGAAAGGGUGUUCAUAUUUUAAACGUUUUUCCAGGAAAAACCUUUACUUUUUGUCACAUAUGCAAAAUGGAGUCUCUCUCUCUCUCUCUCUCUCUCUCUCUCUCUCUCUCUCUCUCUCUCUCUCCCUCCCUCCCUCCCUCCCUCUGAGGCAGUGUGGUUUGUGUAAUGGUUGCCAAGUUGAAUCAGGAGUUGCCAUAUUACUUUGUUGCCAGAUGUCGCCCUCUUGUGUUGAGGAAAGCAGAGUGUCUGCUGGGUGACGUUUUGAAGGCUCCGUGAAGCAGAAACCUAAGUUCUUAUCACCCGUCCCUGCAUUAGGCAGAUAGUAAAUGUCUUUUCCGAUUGGGUCAGCGUUCAGUCUUCCCUUCUUCCCAGAUCCUGCAUGUAGUUGUUUUCUGCAGAAAAGCGGAGACCUUUUCGGUGUCCGUCCUUAGUGAGGAGGCCUCAGGAAGUGCAGACCGCCUUCAAAAGUGUCGUUGCCUUUUAAGACAUGUAACUUUUGAGAUGGUUACUUACGUCUCCCUGGUAAAGUGGGUGUCAGCAGCACCUACCUCACAGGGGUGGUGUGAGGCUUCGUUCUGAAACGGUGUUAGUAUACGGAUGAAAACCAACAUGAGCCAAGUUCCACAGCGAGCCCUACUUGAUAUUCCACCCUGUAGACUGUAGAGCAUGUUUGCAGCAGCCACGUACUACUUGGUAGACAAUUGAGAAAAUGCGCUUUCAUAAAAACUCUGGACACAGGAGUGCCGCUUGAGUUCUUACUCUACUGUUGCUCCCUACCGUUCAGCAAGGAAAGUAGGAGUCAGCAUUAUUGGAAAUAAAAUACACUGAUUUCUGCACUAACGAAACUUUUUCCCAAAUACACCAUUUACAUAUAAGAAAAGGAAAAUGAAAAAACAAACAAACAAACAAACAAAAAAAACAUUGUUUCUUGGAUGAAGAUGCUCCAAUUAGCAGAUAGGGAUGAGAAAUGGAAAGAGGAUAAUCCAUAGGAACUAUCAAUGCUCUUUUGAAGUAGAGCUGGAGGAGCUUUCUCUGACCCCUGAAGGAAUGGCUGUUAGUCACGAGAGGAGAACAGGCUGCAAAGCGGACGGUUCCUGAAGCCUGCUUGCACAGGUGGACUGUUGACCCUGAAAUUUGGAUUCCUGGUGACUACUCCAUAGGUGUUUGUGUGGAAACUGCUGCAAGUAGGUUGUGUGGAGAAUUUUUACAAUGUAACUUGUGUCUUUGAGUGUACUUAAACUAAAUAUGUCUGGUGUGUCAUUAAUAAGCUGUUAAAUUCCUAGGAGUGAACUCUGUAAACGCUUCCGUGCUUACUCGU
Meriones unguiculatus (Mongolian gerbil) is the source of this 11114-nucleotide messenger RNA. It is a transcript of the gene Zbtb25, whose product is annotated as zinc finger and BTB domain containing 25. Gene Ontology annotation, molecular function: protein binding; RNA polymerase II cis-regulatory region sequence-specific DNA binding; DNA-binding transcription factor activity, RNA polymerase II-specific. Gene Ontology annotation, biological process: regulation of transcription by RNA polymerase II. Gene Ontology annotation, cellular component: nucleus. The coding region runs from base 4565 to 5881 and encodes 438 amino acids. NCBI's taxonomy places the organism in Eukaryota, Metazoa, Chordata, Mammalia, Rodentia, Muridae. The transcript is spliced from 3 exons. The record is from RefSeq and is a predicted model, not a curated record.